AUGUCCGUGGAUUCAAAUUCAAACACUGAGAAGCCGUUUCCAAAUUUGCAAGUCUUGGAUGUAUCAAACAAUGCCUUUGUUGGUUCUCUACCUGAAAGAUAUAUAAAUAAAUUUCGAGGUAUGAUAGAUGUAGAGAAAAACCUGACAGAUGAUGAAGAAAAUUUGUUUCUAGCAUUAAUAGAACUUAGGAUCACAUUGAAAGGAUUGGAUCAGUCAUUGAAGCGACUGCUAAAUACCUUUACCGCCCUCGACUUAUCCUCCAAUAGAUUCUCUGGGAGCAUUCCACCUUCUAUAGGGAAUCUUAAGUCUCUUCGAUACUUGAAUUUGUCUCACAAUACCCUCACAGGACAUAUACAACCAUCUCUUGGAGGUAUGAGUAACCUCGAGUCGUUGGACUUGUCUUCUAACAAAUUGGUUGGAGAAAUUCCAGAUGAAUUGUCAAGUUUGACAUUUCUUGGAAAGUUAAACCUUUCAAUGAAUAAUCUCGAGGGCCAUAUACCACAGUCUACUCAACUUUCCAAAUCAUAUGUUGCAAAUGCAGGAUUGUGUGGAUUUCCAUUGACGAAAGGAUGUGAUCCGAGCAAUGGAAAACCAUCACCGCCGUAUGUGGAAGUGGAAUCGGAUAGGGAGAUUAAGUGGGAUUAUGUGUUUGCUGCGGCUGGAUAUGUUGUGAGCUUAGGAAUCUUUUCCUGGCUGAUUUUAUUUAGCCCAAGUUUCAGGUAUAAAUACUUUGAGAUACUUGACGAUGUUUUCGAGAAGAUCUUAGAGCGUUGUCAGCGCCGGAAGAAGAGAGAUAGACGAAGAAGAGCUGUGAGGAAUCAGGCUUGA
Molecule: messenger RNA, 828 nt
Organism: Salvia splendens (bonfire salvia)
Lineage: Eukaryota; Viridiplantae; Streptophyta; Magnoliopsida; Lamiales; Lamiaceae
Product: putative receptor like protein 25
Exons: 1
Coding region: 1-828 (275 amino acids)
Molecular function (GO): protein binding
Source: RefSeq, a predicted model, not a curated record